AUGCAUGGGAUCCGCAUGUUCGAAACUGGGUUUUCCGAUGGCGUUCCGGGCGUCACCCAGUGUCCUAUUGCUAAAAAUGACACCUACACUUAUGAGUUUACCGCAACCCAGUAUGGCACAACGUGGUACCAUAGCCACUAUAGUCUCCAAUACACGGAUGGCCUGCUUGGCCCGUUAACUAUUUACGGGCCUGCGUCGGUUGUCGAUUACGAUGAUGCCCUUGAACCGUUGAUGCUGGCGGACCGCAUCCACCAGGGUGCCUUCGGGAGGUGGACUUGGGUGACGGUGGAGAAUCACAACCCACCAAUUCCCAUGGAUACCAUUCUUAUCAAUGAUCACGGCAGUGCGGCUGGCAAAUUUCAGAACCUAAGAUACAGGACAAAGAAAGUCACUAAGGGCAAGAAAUACCUCCUUCGGCUGAUCAAUGCGUCCACCGAUACGGCCUUCAUUUUCAGUAUCGAUCAGCAUAAGAUGACAGUCAUCGGAACAGAUUUGGUGCCAAUCACUCCUUAUCUAAAGGACACACUAUAUAUUGGUAUUGGCCAGCGGUACCAUGUAAUUGUGGAAGCCGAUGCCAUAGAUGAGUGCCGGAAUUACUGGAUUCGGACUCAGCCUGCCACUGGUUGUCACAAUUUCAACUUCGAACCAAAUGAGAGGCAGGGUAUCUUCGUUUACAAUGAGGAUAAUCACGAUGAUCCCAUAUCCACUCCAUAUGUACCCCCAUACAACGGAGACUGUCGGGACGAGGAGCACAAGGUGUUGAGGCCCGUUGUCGAAUGGCAAGUGCCGCCGCCAACCCCAGACCAACUAAGAAAGGUUCAGUCACCCUGGAUGGUAUUAAAGCAAGACAACUUCACAAUGCCACCCGAAGAAGGGCAUGACGGUACAAACGACCCCAAAUGGAGCGCAUGGCAGAUUCACGAUGAUCCUGCCUGGGUAAACUACAAAGACCUGACAAUCAAUCACCUCAACGGAUCACACACGUGGCCAGCCAACGCUGCGUUAUUUGAAAUAAGAAGAAAUGAAAGCAACUGGGCAUACAUGGUGAUAGACGGCGCGCAUCAACCGAAAGAAUCAGGAACCCCCUUGGGAGAAAAGACGGUUCCUGCCGCACACCCUAUGCAUCUGCAUGGUCAUGACUUUGCUCUGCUGAAGCAAUCAUACACCAAACUCGACGACAAAUUAUUCGAUGGAAAUCAUACCGCGGAUUUGCAGAAGUUUAUAGAGACUGAACUAGAGUAUAACAAUCCGGCACGUCGCGACGUUGUCUUGUUACCCAAAGGUGGGUAUAUAGUGAUUGCGUUCAAGGUUGAUAACCCGGGCGCUUGGCUGCUCCAUUGCCACAUUGCCUAA
This is a messenger RNA of Aspergillus luchuensis, 1353 nucleotides long. Its product is annotated as multicopper oxidase. The transcript has 5 exons. Gene Ontology annotation, molecular function: copper ion binding; oxidoreductase activity. Bases 1 to 1353 code for a protein of 450 amino acids. Lineage: Eukaryota; Fungi; Ascomycota; Eurotiomycetes; Eurotiales; Aspergillaceae. The record is from RefSeq and is a predicted model, not a curated record.